GAAUUUCUUUUUUUUGUAAAAUUAAAUCGAACUAGUGCGCUUACGUAUAUGUAUAUGUAAAGGAGUUUGAAUUAAAUGGCACACAUUCUUGAGUAUCCCUCAUGGCAUUGGAACGCAGCUCUCUAAGAUAACGUAAAAUUACAGAGAAUUAGUGACAGUCGUAGUUCGACCGCGGUUGAAGCCUUUCGCGCCACUUCUAAAACUCCCAUAUAGCAUUGAACAAUCUUCGACAAAUAAUGUCUAUAUAGUGAAAGUGAUUCUUAACCGUGACAUUAUGUAAAAAUUUCUAUAAAACGUGAAAUUUCAAAAUUUUACAAUUUUACAAUGUAAUGACAAUUAUUUUUUUAAAAAAACUAGAAAAAAUUAUUGUUUUAAACGUUUUUAAAAAUGAAAACCAAUUCGAUUUAAUUUGAAUGAAAAACAAGUUUUUUCAUCGUGUGUGUGGUCUAAGGAUUGUCGUGAUUCAAGGAUUUUAUUAUUUUAAACGUGUUUAAAGGAGAUAGGAUCAAGGAUAUACAAAGAUGAACAAAGCAGAAUUGAAUAUUGUCCUGCGGGCGGAAUCCCCGAGAAGUUCCACAACCAUGAAUCACUCUCACAUUCCGGUUCCAAAAAUUUCGAGUACAACAAUGAAGUUGCAUGACCGCCUACCACCAAGACGUGGAUCAUUGGAAAAAUCAUCAUCGGCAAAAUCAAUAUCAGUGGCGGCACAACGUGCGGCUUUUGAAAAAUUAGAUGCCAAUGCUGCUAGUCAAAAGAUUCGUAAUAAUUUGAAUUUAUCAAAUAAUGUUGAACUUCGACAUUCUGAAGGGAGAUCAUCACCUGCGAGGAAAUUUGAAUACAGUUCAAAAUUAAAUAGUCCACUCAGUCCUAAAUUAAAUAAUUCACGACUGAAUAGUCCAUGUAGUCCCACUUUAAAUAGAAGCAAUAGUUUUCUCGAGAAUAAAUGGAAAAAUAAAUACGAGGACUCGGAGAAGCGAAGGAAACUUUUGCUACAAAGAAGCGAAUCUGUGAACAAAGAAAAUUCCGAUUUAGGGAAGAAGUAUCAACAAUUGCAGAGGCAAAACAGUAAUCUUCAAUCACAAGUGCACGAUAAGGAGCAAAAACUACAAAAAUUACGGACAGUUUCCGAGGCGGUCUGUAAAGAAUAUGAGCAGCUUAAGAGGCAAUAUGACGUCGAGACAGGAGCAAUGCAUAAAGCUAUGCAGCAAGCAUCUCAAUGGUACAGACAGAAUCGGGAACUUAAGAGAAGGUCUCAAGUGAUAGCACAAAAGAUAUUGGAAUCGAAUCCGGAAGGACUGCCGGAUGUCGAUUUAUCCGAUGAGGUUGACUCAAAUAACGAAGAUCUUGAACAACUUCGAGAAACUGUUCGAGACUUAAGCCAGGAAGUUGCGAAAUUACAAACAGAACUAAAUUCAGCUCGUUUACAAGAAUUCGAAGCACAAGAACAAGUUAUACUUUUAACUUCUCAACUCGAAGAUGAAAGAAUAGCCCGUCAAAGUGAGGAAGAAAAAAUGAGAGAAUUAAAACAGCAAAAAGACAAUUUGGAACGUAUUACAAGAAUGGUAGCUGAAGAGGUGCAAACCUUAAAAACUCAAUGUGAUAAUGAGAGGGAAAAUGCUAAAAUGAUGAAAAUUGAAGCCGACAGAGUUCAAAAGGAGAGAAAUAUUCUUGCACACCAAUCGGCGCUUCUUAUGGCAGAAAUAGGCGACGAGCCAGGAGGAAGGAUGAUGACCGUACUUCAAGAAGUUGAAUCUUUGAAAAGACUAUUAGAAGAAGAGCAACAGAGCCACGCAACUCAGAUUCAACUUCUUCAUGAUAAAUUAGAGGAAAAGGAGUCGAAUGUAGAAUUUGAAAUUGUCGAAGAAAAGCUGAAACUCGCCGAGUCGGAGCUUGAGAUGGUUAUGCAGAAAGCGGAAAGAGCUGAAAAGAGAGCCGCAAACUUAGAGGAAGUCGUGAAAGAUUUGGAAAGCAAAAUAACUGUGAUUGAGGCAAAACGGAAUCAACCUCCGCCACCUCCUCCUCCUCCACCUCCACCACCACCAAUGUUUUCCAAUAAUCAAUCGUCCCUUAAAUUAAUUACUAGAGAGAAAUUAAGUCACGAAAGAGAAUCGGCCGUUAAUGAUAUGGAAAAAAUACUCGGCAUCACCAAGAAACCGACUACGAUUCCACAGCAACCAGCAAUUGAUGACAUCAUUAACCAAAUAAAAGGGGGAAGGUUUACUCUCAAGCACACAGAGAAAGAGAGAGAGGAGGAACGAAAGCGAAAGCAAGAAACAGAAAAGCCGCCAGCAGUUUCCGAAAUGUUAAAUAUUUUAGGAACCAUGAGGAGACGAGCAAAGCCAUUAAGACAGUCUUUCAAAAUAUCAAAUGAUCAGUCAUAAUGUUAUUUUCAUAUAAUUUUACAACAUUCGUGCCAAGAAUUUACAAAUAAUAAUAAUAUAAUAAUAAGUAAUUAAGAUCCUUAGGUUAAGGAAUAUUAAAAAAAGAAAGAAUUUUAUAAUUUAGUUGCAUUUAAAAAUGCAGUAAAUAAUUAUUUUUUACAUUGUACAUUACAUAGUACAGAGACUCGAAUUUUCUACUAGAAGAUAAAGGUCUAAAAAUAAAUAUUUUCCUUUUUACGAGAA
Leptopilina boulardi is the source of this 2624-nucleotide messenger RNA. RefSeq names its product shootin-1. Lineage: Eukaryota; Metazoa; Arthropoda; Insecta; Hymenoptera; Figitidae. The coding region runs from base 522 to 2381 and encodes 619 amino acids. The record is from RefSeq and is a predicted model, not a curated record. The transcript has 10 exons.